CCAAAUUGGGGCAGUAGUACUUCAGACUCUGGAAUGUAUUAGCUGAAAGUUGAAGCUUGCAGAACGCAUAUUUUACUUCUUGCGCUGUUUUCGCCUCAUUGUUUUUGUCUGUAGAGUUAGUUCAUUUCAACUGCGAAUAAAUCCGCCAUCUGACACUUUUUGGAGUAGGUCUAGCCCGGAUCGCGCACGGCUGGAGGACUAAAGCUGAAUCCUUGGGCUGAUGAGAAGCACAGAGAAGCGGACGCAGUGACUCUACCUGGGCGUAGUGGCAUUUUCAGGGGCACGGAGAGGCUUUGGCGAGAGGCACAGCCAUGGAGGGGGACUGCCUCAGCUGCAUCAAGUACCUGAUGUUUGUCUUCAACUUCUUCAUCUUCCUGGGGGGCUCCCUCCUGCUGGGCGUGGGGGUGUGGGUGCUGGCGGACCCCAGCGGGUUUCGGGAGAUGGUGGCAGUGAACCCGCUGCUCUUCACGGGCGCGUACGUGGCCCUGGCCCUCGGGGGCCUGCUCUUCCUGCUGGGCUUCCUGGGCUGCUGCGGGGCGGUGCGCGAGAACAAGGGCCUGCUGCUGCUCUUCUUCAUGCUCAUUCUCAUCAUUUUUCUGGCAGAGCUAGCUGCCGCCAUCUUGGCCUUCAUAUUCCGGGAGCAGCUGACCAGAGAGUACUUCUCCCAGGAGCUGAAGAGGAAGUACCAGGGGUACAACAGCACGGACGUGUUCACCUCCACCUGGAACGCCAUCAUGAGCACAUUUGGGUGCUGUGGUGUGAACAGCCCAGAGGAUUUUGAGGAGAGUCUCUUCAGACACAUGAACCCAGAGGUCGUGGUGCCAGAGGCUUGUUGCCAGAGGAACCGUCUCCAGGGAGACGCAGCAGACAUCAGCCGGCAGGACUGCCUCACGGGCGGCAUGCAGUUCCGCAACAACAAGGGCUGCUACUCAGCGGUGGUGGACUACUUUGAGACGUACAUCUAUCUGGCCGGAGCACUGGCCAUCGUAGUGCUGACAGUUGAACUCUUUGCCAUGGUGUUUGCCAUGUGUUUGUUCAGAGGGAUCCAGUGAAAUGGCCGGGCUGCACAGGAGGACUUCUCAAAGGGAAAUUUUGGUAAAAAUCUUGUCAAAUACAAAGGAGACACCUUUUAAUGUUCUUUUUUUAUGAAGGCGAAUUGGAGGGAAAAAAAGAAGGAAGAUUGACAGCGACCAAAAUGAUUCAGACUUCACAGCUGGUCCUCUGAGCUGCUGGAUCGACUGUAAAAACUGAAAUAAAAACAGACACAAAGAAGACAAAAGCAACAAAAAGGGAGAUGCGAGCGGGAAGCUGGUGUCUCCCAACUGGAGAGGAAGACUCUGCACUGACCUUAGGAUGAAGAAUAUUUAUACUGAUGGAAGUGGCCUUGAGCUGUGUAGAAUUGUGUGUUUGAGUACCUUGGCUGUACCCCUCAACCCUCCAUCCACACACACACACACACACACACACACACACACACAC
This is a messenger RNA of Conger conger (European conger), 1479 nucleotides long. Its product is annotated as tetraspanin-18B-like. The record is from RefSeq and is a predicted model, not a curated record. Gene Ontology annotation, cellular component: membrane. NCBI's taxonomy places the organism in Eukaryota, Metazoa, Chordata, Actinopteri, Anguilliformes, Congridae. The transcript has 9 exons. The coding region runs from base 312 to 1052 and encodes 246 amino acids.